UCGUCGUAAUAUUGACGGGAUGGAAGCAAAGUUCUUGGUUCAAGUUCUAGGUUGUGCGAAGAAUCCGGAACGCGUCGAAUUGUUACAAGAUAAGGAACUGGAUUAUGCAAAUGCAAUCGUUAUACAUUGGUUCACAGAAUAA
Ambispora leptoticha is the source of this 142-nucleotide messenger RNA. The record is from the annotation of a GenBank genome assembly. NCBI's taxonomy places the organism in Eukaryota, Fungi, Glomeromycota, Glomeromycetes, Archaeosporales, Ambisporaceae.